AUGUACUUCCCUUUCAGGAGUGAAGAAGAACAGCAUAUUGUACUACAACUACAGUUGUUCGAAGAUCAUAAAGCCAAUGAUGAAGAACAGUUUCCGGGAAUGAAAGGUCUCGACUUGAAUUCAGCCCUUGACAUCUUCAAUGCCAUUUUCAAGCAGGUCAGUGACACGCCACUGGAGCUGUAUUUCUUAACCUGUUUGCAAGAUUUAUUGAAAAUCGACAAUAAAGAUCCCUCAGCCGAUAAAAUAUGGACAACAACCGAACAAUUAAUCAGCAAGUGCACUUUACUCGAAUCAGCGGAAGAUGCUCAAAAACUAAUAGUGACCACUUCCAGAAAAUUGGACAAACAGAGUGAUGGAAAGUGUUGUUGUUCGUGUCACAAAGAUUGUGGUGAACGAGGACUAAAUGGACCUAAGGUCCCGAGUGGAAACAAUAAAGACACUUCCGUGCCAGUUCCAGCUGUGCCUGCUCCUCCACCACCACCACCACCUCCUGGAGCUGGUCCCCCGCCUCCGCCACCACCUCCUGGAGCUGGUCCCCCGCCUCCGCCUCCACCUCCUGGAGCUGCUGGUGCACCUCCGCCUCCACCUGUUGGAGGAUUUGCAUCUCCAGCUGCAAGCAAAGCACUACCGCAACAAAUUACACCUAAACCCAAAGCUAAAAUGAGGAGUCUGCAAUGGCAAAAGAUUCCCAAUGUGAAAGUCAUUGGAAAAAUAAAUGUGUGGACAAUGGUAGGAAAAUUAUUCGGUAGUCAUAAAGUGGAUUAUUCUAAAAUGGAUGAUUUAUUCAGCGUGAAUCCAAUGCCGCAGACAACAAAUACUGACUCUAGCACACCCGGAACAGACAAAAAGAAGAAAGAAAACUCAGAGGUAGGAAAUGAUCUUAGUAUAUCGUUCAGUACACCAAAAGAUCUAUUAGACAUAUUAACACCUUCGUCCCAAAGUAAGGAAGCAAAGAGCUCCUUUGGCAUUGAAAGUGGUCGGAAAUGA
This is a messenger RNA of Lottia gigantea (owl limpet), 987 nucleotides long. RefSeq lists its product as hypothetical. Bases 1 to 987 code for a protein of 328 amino acids. NCBI's taxonomy places the organism in Eukaryota, Metazoa, Mollusca, Gastropoda, Lottiidae. Gene Ontology annotation, biological process: cellular component organization. Gene Ontology annotation, molecular function: actin binding. The transcript has 2 exons. The record is from RefSeq and is a predicted model, not a curated record.